Messenger RNA from Debaryomyces tyrocola, 1167 nucleotides. The record is from the annotation of a GenBank genome assembly. Lineage: Eukaryota; Fungi; Ascomycota; Pichiomycetes; Serinales; Debaryomycetaceae.
AUGGUUGGAAUAGCAGAUAUAUUAAACCAUAGUGAUGGAAGCGAUGAAUCAAUCAAACAAAAUGCAACAUCGUCUACUCCCAGUCAAGGAAAAACCUCUUCGCUGACCCGAUCAUCUAUUAGUUUGGAUGGUACCGGGAUGGGGUGGGAGACGAGUCACGGACGGCGUAGUAUUCCCAAAAGUAAGAUAAACAAGAAACACUUAGGGAAUAAAAAGUUGGUCCAAAUUUCGAUACGAAGAAAAUCGACAAGUCGAAAGAGCACCACGACAGAAAAUACUUCGGGCGUGAAUACGUCUAGGUUGCAUAUCAAGUACUUGGAGGCAGGUAUGAGGGUGAAACUUACUAUGGCUCCGUCGAUAUUUUCCUUGUAUAAUUCGCUCAUCCCUCAUACUAAUCGAAGACAAGUAUAUGCAUUAAAGUCUCAUCAGUCUGUUUUCGACGAUAUUUCCAAGAAUAUGGAAAAAAUGCCCUCAGAUGGAACCAUAAUAAACAGAAACAUGAGGUCGAGGUCGUUACAGUUGAUCGACAACAACCUUGUAAAUUUGGCGGGUUAUUCCAACAAAGUAUUAUCGCCGUUUGGCAGAAAGAAGGAUGGUGACGUCAGGGAACAUCCAUCUUAUUUGCCCACUUUCAAUUCUUUAGACACGGCCGUUAGUUCGCUAUUUAGUAUCAGCGAUUAUACGUUGGUAAGAGUGACCCGUUCCACUUCUAGCGACGACGAAGGUUCGGUGAUAUUAAAGCUUGAAACUGCUAUGCCCGGAGACUACUGCCUAAUAGAUGAUGAAGACCUUGUGGAAGACAUGAUACACAGUAUCGGUAAGCCUAAUGACACACCUAAUAAUUUAUUCAUCAAAAAAAUCGUUGCAAGACCUCGUUAUAAAUCCGACAUGAAAAUCUUUUUAAUUCCAAAGAUUCAAGACAGCUCGCUUUAUGUUGACGAACGCAUGUUCGAAAGAGAUCUAAUCAAUGGGGUUAUAGACGUUGAUCAGUUUUCUUCUGUCAGAAGCAUUUUCUGCACUUUUAAAUUUGACCAUAUUUUGCAUCAGUACAAAAAAUUACUAUCUUUAUCUCGGUUGGAUGAAGAAAGUAAUGAAAAGGAAUCCAAUGACGAGAAGGAAAUAUUAGAAAAUUAUGAUAUUGAAAUGGCCAUGGUCGAUUCUAAUUGA